AUGUCUCUUUUACUCAGGGCUUCAGUCUAUGAUGCUGGACCACAAUUGCUAAGAGAUGUUUGGGGCAUUACAUCCGUUGCCAUCGUCGUCAUAAUUUUGAGGGUUAUCGCGAAGUUGCGAAUCGGGAAAUUUGGUGCCGAUGAUGUCCUCAUGGUCUUUGCCUUGUGCUUAGCAGUGAUCGGAUCGAUCAUGAUCACCUUGGCCAUAAAGCUGGGCUUCGGCCAAGAGUUAUCGAGUAUCAACACGCCGAAUGUCUCCAAAAUCAUCAUGCACGAUUAUUUGGCUCAAACAUUUGGACUUGCAGGCGGAGCUAUGGGCCGAAUAUCCUUCAUUGUCUUCAUCAAUGGCCUUCUUGUGCAGAAGAAAUCCCAUAGGAUUAUUCUGUGGAUCCUUGUUGGCCUUCAAAUUGUCGUCAAUUGCACCUUUAUCAUCAUAAUAUUUGUCCAAUGCCCAGGACAUACAUCCGCCAUCUGGGAUCUCUCUGGAAAGGCCAAAUGCUGGGAUCCACAUGUACAGGCUUACUACGGUUACUUUCAGGGAGCCUUCAAUUCUGCCACAGAUCUAUACCUUGCCGUGUUCUCGACAUGUGUAUUCUGGAAUUUGAAUAUGAAAGUUCGAGUGAAAGUAGGGCUUGUUGCUCUACUAGGAAUGGGAAUCUUUGCAAUGAUCGCAUCCAUCAUCAAAACCGUCCAGAGCCGUGUCCUUGCAACCUCAGACAGCGAACCGACAGUAGCAACAAUCCACUACGACCGCUGGCUAUUUAUUGAAACGUACUUGGUCAUUAUCACAGCAUCGAUUCCGUGCAUUCGAUCUCUCUUGCGACCGAUGAAUAGUCGAAAGAUAAGCAGCAAGGAUACGCAUGAGCUGAGUUCCCGUUAUGCAGUCAGCACCACGCGCUCAAGAACCAGAAGGAGGGAUUCCUCCCUUGACGGAAAGAGGAUCAUCGAUGGUUCUGAAGGAGAUCUGAGUAAUGAUGAAGAUGUUCAUGGGGGAUAUUGCCAUAACACCACGCCACAUCUGGGGGAGUCCACAGAAUCGGUCAUAAAUUGU
Messenger RNA from Penicillium daleae, 1050 nucleotides. RefSeq lists its product as uncharacterized. The annotation marks the transcript as partial. NCBI's taxonomy places the organism in Eukaryota, Fungi, Ascomycota, Eurotiomycetes, Eurotiales, Aspergillaceae. The record is from RefSeq and is a predicted model, not a curated record. The transcript has 4 exons.